AUGGCAUGGAGAGUAGACAAUAUCACAACUGUUGAUAAUAAACCAACUUCAGCUACCAAUGACACUGCUGCUAGUUCAAGUUCACCAUUUGCAACUCCUAACGAUAAUAAGGGUAAUUGA
This is a messenger RNA of Entrophospora sp. SA101, 120 nucleotides long. NCBI's taxonomy places the organism in Eukaryota, Fungi, Glomeromycota, Glomeromycetes, Entrophosporales, Entrophosporaceae. The record is from the annotation of a GenBank genome assembly.